This is a messenger RNA of Microplitis mediator, 1952 nucleotides long. RefSeq lists its product as uncharacterized. Lineage: Eukaryota; Metazoa; Arthropoda; Insecta; Hymenoptera; Braconidae. The transcript is spliced from 8 exons. The record is from RefSeq and is a predicted model, not a curated record. Bases 223 to 1776 code for a protein of 517 amino acids.
CAAUAAAAGAACGCUCUGAGCUAAUUUUCAAAAUGGUGAAUUAAAAAACAAUUGACAAUCGUUAACCCCCCUAUAUUAUUAUAGAAGAAUCAAAUUUAAAAAAUUUGCAUUUUCGAUAUAUCGAUUGAACGAAUCUCGAUUCUAUUGUUGGAAAGACAGGAAAUUUCAAUGGUUUGAGUGCUUCUGUAGCGGCUAGAUAGAAAUUACGAGAUUUCAGUGUCAAUGAAUGAAGUAUAUUUAUUGUGGCUGAAGUAUCCAUGUGAUUUUAAAUACUCUACAAUGUUCCAAUUCGGACCUAUUAAUCAUCAAUCAUCACCUCCUAUAUUUGACGAUGGUUAUUGUUACGUACGUUCUUCCUCAUCUGAUGGCCUCGUGUAUGUUAAGUGCCACGAAAAAAAGAAGAGUAAUUGUCGAGCUCGAGGAUCCACAAACGGAGGACCAGUUACAUUAACUAAAGGUCACAAUCAUGUCAGAAAUUAUGAUACUCAGUUUAUUUACAAUUUCAUGUUUGAGCUCUAUAGAACUGUGUCUACGAGCCUUCGUAAUUUACGUUUAAUUUACGAUGAUGUAAGCGUGAGACAUGCUCGUGCAUCUAUAUUGGUACCAUUUGUUGUAAUCGUAAAAACAAUGCGAAGCUGGCGCAAAAACAAUUGUCCUCCAUCUCCAAAGUCGCUUGAAGAAUAUGUUUUACUAUUAAAUUCGGCUCGCUGGAAAAAUUUUUUUAUACCCAACGGCAGCAAUAUUACUGUUACUCAUGUACAUGGAACAGACGGAUCACAAGCAGUUGUCUUUGUGGACUCUAAUCUACUGCUUAAUUUUCAAACUGUAGAUCUUUAUGUAGAUGCCACAUAUAAAGUAUGUCCACGUGAGCCAAGUAAAAAAAUUUAUCAAUUUUUCACUAUAAUGGCCUCUCUUAACGAUACGGUGCUUCCAGUAGCUUGGAGUUUUAUGUCAAAUAAAAGUAAACCUUGUUAUGCUGCAGUAAUUAACCAUUUCGUUCAGUUAACACCACAUUUACGGGUAUUAUCGAUAACGUCUGACUUUGAAAUCGGACUUUUAAAAGUAUUUAGGGAUUUUUACCCUAAUGCCAUUAGUCAUGGUUGCUACUUUCAUUAUGUUCAGGCACUGAUGAAGAAAGCGAAAAAAAUUGGAUUGCUAGAAAAAUUGAGGGAAUGGGAAGAUGGAAAAGAAUAUUUUAGAAAGCUGAUUGGUUUAGCUUUUCUUCCUGCAAACCAAAUUCAACAAGCAUUCGAUUAUUUAAACGAUCUGUACGCUGUGUUCCUCCCACACUUUCAAACAUUUUUGACUUAUUAUAAAUCCUAUUGGAUAAAUAAUAUUAAACCUGAAAACUUCACUAUUUAUAAUAUUUUAAAUAGGACUAAUAACUUUGUAGAAUCAUAUAAUCGACGUUUAAAAGAUAAAUUCGGAAUUCAUCCUCGUAUAUGGCAAUUUACAGAAUUGUUGAUUAACCACUAUACAAUAACUAAAAAUGAAGUCGAGUCAUUGAAAAUUUCUCAGCUAGUUCGACGCUCUCAACGACCGCAUACUUUAUUCAAAAAUGAUAUAAUUUUGAAAGCAUGGGAAUUAUAUAACUGCAAUGCUCUUGAUGUUGAACAUUUUCUACAAUGUAUUAGUCAUAUAGUCCCUGUACUGGAAAAUGGAAACUUAAUCAAUAGUGCUGCUGAAGUUAAUAAUUAUAUCAAUAUCCCGUUAAAAAAAUUUAGUAAUUGCAGUGAAUGGAGAAUCAUAUAUUGCAAUAAACGAAGAUCAGCUUGAAAACGGUGGGGAUUUGAUAAUUUAUUCAUUAUAAAAAUGUUAACAUAAAAGCAUUUUUAUAAUAAUUUUUUAAUGUUCAAUUUUUUUAUGUAUCUGAUUUAUUGAGAAUAAAAAAUAUCUACAGAAUUUUGUAUUGAUCAUUUCUUAUGCGAUAGAAAUUGUUAUAAUAAAAAUUA